AUGCUCCACAGCAUAGGAUUGGCGACAACAGAACAACAACAACACACACACCUGAAUAAGCUUCUCCUGCAGCCUGGUCAGCUCCGCGAAACGCAGCUCCAUCCUGUGUAUCUCUUUUCUCAUGGCCGCCGCCACGUCCUGUCCCACCUCAGGAUCCAGCACCUGACAAGAUUUGGAGAUGUUUCACGUGGAUAUUGCAUUUCAGGCGUCCUGAGCGAGGGAUGUUACCUCCUGCAUCUCCUUCUCCAGCUGGAUGCGCCGCUCCCACAGCAUGAUCUCCCUCUCGCAGUCGAUGAUGUCCGACAACACGCACCGCUUCUCCUCCCUUGCUGCAUCGAUCUGCGACUCAAGCCUCGAGGCCGCCUCCUCCAUGUCCUUGAGCUCCGCCAUGACCUCGUUCUCGAGGUUGAAGUUGUCGUUUUGGAGGACGGCCUGCAGCUGGGUGUUCUUGGCGAUGACGGCGUUCAGGCGCUGGAUGUAGGAGUGCAUGUGCUGCAUGCCCACACCCAGGGCCUUUAUUUCGCUGGUGUGGUGGGACAGCCUGAGAAGAUCGAUGUCCAGACGUCAAAUAGAAUAUCUUUCCACGAGCUCCAUCUGGAAGCCAACCCAUCGGCGCUGCAGCUCCUGCGCCUCGACACCUUUCUUGUUGAUCUCCCUCUGCAGAUUGUUGAUGGUGGCCUCCAAAGGGCCAGUGGACUCAUCCUGUGUCGAUAG
Molecule: messenger RNA, 714 nt
Organism: Ostreobium quekettii
Lineage: Eukaryota; Viridiplantae; Chlorophyta; Ulvophyceae; Bryopsidales; Ostreobiaceae
Source: the annotation of a GenBank genome assembly